Molecule: messenger RNA, 1529 nt
Organism: Guillardia theta CCMP2712
Lineage: Eukaryota; Cryptophyceae; Pyrenomonadales; Geminigeraceae
Exons: 9
Coding region: 1-1365 (454 amino acids)
Biological process (GO): protein phosphorylation
Cellular component (GO): nucleus
Molecular function (GO): ATP binding; protein kinase activity
Source: RefSeq, a predicted model, not a curated record
AUGCGAGUCGGGGGGGAGAAACGACCGCUCCGUCAGGAUCUUCAAGAUUAUGAUCCGAGGCAGAGACGGAGAACGGAUGAAGUGAAAUAUCCGGAUCACCAGUGGGAUGAUAAGGAUGGACAUUAUAUGAUAACUUUGGGAGAGUCGUUGCUCCCAAGGUACAAGAUUCUCAAAGUGAUAGGGGAAGGAACCUUCGGCAAGGUGACCCAGUGCUGGGAUCGGCACGAGAAGAAGUAUGUUGCGAUCAAGAUCAUCAAAAGCAUACAGAAGUACCGGGAUGCAGCCAAGGUAGAAAUCAGCAUUCUCAAAGACAUUGAGAGGAAAGACAAGAAUGGGACAAGUGGAUGCAUUAGAAUGCUGGAAGCUUUUGACUUCCGAGGGCACUUCUGCCUCGUGUUCGACUUGCUGGGCAUGAGUAUGUACGACUUCUUGAGGCAAAAUUCUUACCGUCCAUUCUCUUUGAAUGAGGUGCAGAUAUUUGGGAAACAGAUACUCAACGCCGUUUCAUUUCUGCACAACAUGGGUUUAAUUCACACCGAUCUCAAGUUGGAAAAUGUGCUGCUCGUAAAUUCCGACUGGCAAUAUCAUCGGCACGCAGUUCAUGGUCGUUCCAGGGUGGUGAAGAGGAAGGAUGUAGUUGUGAUUGAUCUUGGAAGUGCGAUCUAUGAGAAAGAUCAUCACGCAACCGUCGUGUCCACUCGACACUAUCGUGCGCCCGAAGUUGUUCUCGGGAUGGGUUGGUCUUUUCCAUGUGACCUCUGGAGCGUGGGCUGCAUCCUCUUGGAGUUGUUCACUGGCGAAGCAACCUUCCAAACACACGAGAACAUGGAGCACCUCGCUAUGAUGGAGAAGAUAUUCGGAAAGAUUCCGCUUCACAUUGUCUCGCGUGUAGACCGCAAAGAGUCUGGUCGAUACUUCAGCGACAGUGGCGAACUUCGGUGGUCGGAGGAGGCGACGCAGGACAGUGUGCGAGCAGUGGAGAAGUUGAAGCCGUUGAAGAGCAUGUUCGAUCUGAGCCGAGAGGAUCAUCGUCAAUUCUACGACCUUUGCAGGGAGCUGAUGAUCUUGGAUCCCAACUCAAGAAUGACUGCCAGCGCCUCCCUCAAUCAUCCGUUCUUCCAGCUCAACAUCGAGCCAGACUUCACGGACCUCACCCUCCUUCAAUAUCCCGAUGCACCCAUCCCUCCCUCCACCAUGCCUGCUCCUCCAGGCCACGUCCCAGGAAAGAUCAACUCAACCCAGGUCCCACGGAAUACAGCGAGUGAGACUCUCCUUCAGCAGAAUCCAAGCUUCCAUGCAGGACUGCCUGCUGGCGGCUCGGAGACUUCAGGAAAGAGUUGGCUGCCGCAAGACAUUAACGCAUAGGACGAGCAGAAGAGAAUAGAGGAGCAUUUGCGUCGAUGGGGGGUCAGCAUUGCAGAGACUGGGGCUGAGGGUGUGAGAGUGCAUGGAACUUGGCCAACAUGCAGAGGGGGAGAGGCUGUUCACAUACAGGAGGAGCUCUUUAUUGAUUAAAACACUUAAAGUUG